This is a messenger RNA of Knipowitschia caucasica, 1218 nucleotides long. The record is from the annotation of a GenBank genome assembly. NCBI's taxonomy places the organism in Eukaryota, Metazoa, Chordata, Actinopteri, Gobiiformes, Gobiidae.
AUGAAAAAUAUAUACACAAGUGUCAAGAUCUCACUGGGUGUGCAGCAGGUAUUUGGAUACUUUCACAUUUACACCGUCAGAACUGAGGAGCUGAAAGAUUUCUGUAAUUUUGUUGAGGUUGAGCAUGCCACGCUUCUGGGGACUAGCAGAACACGCUGGCUUUCACUGGGGCCUGCUGUUGAGAGGGUCCUGAAGCUUUACCCAGCUCUUCAGUCCUACUUCAGGUCUCAAGAUAAGGCUCCUGAUUCUAUUCUAAAGUUUCUUGAAGACCAAGUGUGCGAGGCAUGGCUUCGGUUUAUUCAUAACCAACUGACACUUUUCAAUGACACCAUCAAACAACUGGAGAAGGAGAAGAGCUCUGCCAUCCAUUCUGCCCUGUACCUCUCCAGUCUUAAGGAAAAGCUUAUGGAGAGGAAGGCUGCACUCUUCAUGGGCUUAAAGGUGAAAAGUCUUCUGGUUGGCUUCCAAGAGCGCCAUCAAGUGGAUAUGUUCAAGAAAGGCGUCCAGAACUUCUAUGACUGCUGCAUCUCAUACCUCCAGGAGUGGGGCUCUCCAUUCACUGAGCUGAAGUGCCUCUCCUGGACACUGCUAGAGCAUGCACCAGAGUGGGAUGAGGUUGAGUGCUCCCUGAGCUCCACGUCCUGUGGUCGGAGUGGCAUUCGCUCCUUUGGAACCGAAGAAAGAACCUCCGAGUUUGUGAUGGCUCCAGCAAUCGACAGACGGCGAGUUUUGGCAGCAAUGCUAUUGCUCAGACGACUUCGAAGGAGAAGACAAUCCAUGUGGGUUCAUCCCUUGAACCAGCGCAGGCCUGAGUUUGGUUCAUACCACCACCUUGUGGCUGAACUCCAGCUGUAUCCAGACAGACACAGAGACUACUUCAGGAUGUCUGCAGAAAAGAUGGAGGAGCUGCUAUCCAAAGUCGGACCAGAAAUUCAACAUCAAGACACAAACUACAGGCUUUCCAUAGAGCCGAAACAAAGACUGGCAGUAACUAUAAGGUUUCUUGCAACUGGGGAGUCAUUCAGGAGCUUGGCCUUCCAAUACCGCCUGGGCAAAGCGACAGUGGCCAAUAUAGUUCACACAACUGUUCGUGCCAUCAAGCGAUGCAUGCUGUCCACCCAAUUCCCCCCAAUGACCGAGGGAACAUGGAAAGCCACUGCUGAGGUGUACAUGGGCCAAUGCCCUAUGUCGUUCUGGGUGAUGCUGCAUUCCCCCUAA